AAAAGCGAAGGGCAAUGUUGGAAAUGCGCAGAGUUUGAUAGGGUGGGGUAAUAGGAUAAAGUUAUGGGCAGCCUAGCCAUACCCUUUUGCUCUUCCUCCCUCUCUUCCACGCUCUGCUGCUCUAGGGUUUUAUUCUUCCCAAGAUGAAUGUAGAAAAGCUACGUAAGAUGGCCGGUUCGGUCAGGACCGGUGGUAAGGGAACCAUGCGAAGAAAGAAGAAGGCUGUUCACAAGACAACUACAGCAGAUGACAAGAGACUCCAAAGCACUCUGAAAAGAAUUGGGGUGAAUGCUAUUCCUGCUAUCGAAGAGGUUAACAUUUUCAAGGAGGAUGUAGUUAUCCAAUUUAUUAACCCCAAAGUUCAAGCCUCUAUUGCUGCAAACACUUGGGUUGUUAGUGGUUCCCCUCAGACAAAGAAGUUGCAGGAUAUUCUUCCUCAAAUUAUUCACCAGUUGGGCCCUGAUAAUUUGGAGAAUUUGAAAAAGCUAGCGGAGCAGUUCCAGAAGCAAGCACCUGGCACCGGGGCGCCUGAAGGUGCUGCUGCAGCACAGGAUGAUGAUGAUGAUGAGGUGCCGGAACUUGUGGCUGGUCAAACCUUUGAAGCAGCCGCUGCUGAGGAGGGUCACACUUAAAAAAAAAUUAAAUUUUGCAUCAACCCUCCAACUCAACGUUUUGAAUCUUUUUAAUUUAGUUGAGUGUUCUAUUUUGAUUUUGAUUGUGACAACUCUGAAGUUCAUCAAAAUGGUUUUGUGCUAGUAAGCUACUUUGGCCUUCUAAGAGUUGAAUCUUUGGAUUA
Molecule: messenger RNA, 796 nt
Organism: Lycium barbarum (goji berry)
Lineage: Eukaryota; Viridiplantae; Streptophyta; Magnoliopsida; Solanales; Solanaceae
Product: nascent polypeptide-associated complex subunit beta-like
Exons: 6
Coding region: 144-632 (162 amino acids)
Cellular component (GO): cytosol; nascent polypeptide-associated complex
Source: RefSeq, a predicted model, not a curated record